Molecule: messenger RNA, 2652 nt
Organism: Paramuricea clavata
Lineage: Eukaryota; Metazoa; Cnidaria; Anthozoa; Malacalcyonacea; Plexauridae
Source: the annotation of a GenBank genome assembly
AGGUCAUAUACCUGACAGAUGUUUCCAAUUCGAUUUACUCGGAAAAGACAUAUCAUAAAGAUAAUUUUUGUUGUUGCUUUAUUUCUUAUACUUCUUAAUGAAAUAACUAGAAGGACAUCAAGCCCAUCUUAUCUUUAUGGUUCACAAAGAAAUAAAGCAUAUAAUCAGACAUGUGACAUACCAGUAACAAACAACCAAACCUCGUUGGCACACAGAUUUCCACACAUAAUAAUAAUUGGUUUUGGUAAAACAGGAACACGUGCUCUGUAUCAAAUGAUUCGUUUACACCCUGAUGUUAUUGGUCCCUCUGAUGAAGUACGGUUCUUCUCUAAUGACCAAAAGUACAAACAAGGAAUAUAUAGAUACCUCAGGUUAAUGCCACCUACCACUGUAACACAAAGAACUAUAGAAAAGAGUCCAGAUUACAUAAUUAAACCUGGCACAGCUGAACGAUUGAAGAAGGCACUUUAUCAUUGUCAUCGUAGUGAUGACAUAAAAUUCAUUGUUGUGUUAAGGGAGCCAUUCAAACGAGCAGUUUCUGAAUAUUUGGAGUGGAAAUUAUAUGUACACCAUCACAUGGGGAAAACACUUGAUGAUUUUGAAAAAUUGGCCAUUAAAGAAACUGGUGAAGUUAACAACUUUCAUUCACAGGUAAAACUAUUACGACCCUUGGUGUAGUUUCUAUCUUUCAUGCUGGGUUUCAACACGUCAGACGCUGUUUCUAAAAUCUGCUGCAUCCUUUCAGAUCAUUAUGGUUGUAACAAGAUGUUGACAUUUCUUGAUAAAAACAUCACAAAUUGUCGCAUCAUUGCAAUUGCAAACUUGAUACAAGGUUGUUCAAACAAUCCGAUAUCAGCUAAUUGUUUCCACAUUAUACCUCGCUGAUGAUUGCACAGCGCUGUUACAGGGUUGUUCCAACAAGCUGAUAUCAGGUUUUGUUCUCAAUAUUUUUUCCCAGCAUGUUGAUAACGUGAUACAAGGCAGACAUCUCACAAGGGUCUUCCCAUUCAGAUUUCAUUUGCAUGCAGCGAUUGUUCUCAGUUUGUUAACAAAUUAUUACGAACUUCAUGAUUCAGAAGACUUUACGAGAGUAUCUUUGCUCUGUUUGUUCCCACCUUAUGUACAAUAUGCUCGAAGCCAAUGAACAUUGGAUUGAUAGAGCAUUGGAGCAUUGGACUAGCAAACCAAAGUUCCCUUUCCACCGCGGUCAAGCAAACGUUUCAGCUUGCCCUGUGUUCCUUCAUGAAAUUCAACUACGUCACCACGUAUUGGUAUUGGCGUAUGUCAGUGACAACAUUAUAUAAAUGCUUGGUGAAAUAAUAACAACUUGUUGACAAACUUGGAACAUUUUGGUUGUUUACGUGCUUGCUUAGUGUAAGGAAACAACCCGUUACUUUAUUUUUUAAAAAUUUUGCCAGCUAAUUUUCUCGACUUUGAGACGUUGGACGUUCUUAUUAAUAAAAAUUCGACUCUUAUGUUUGCAGGUAAAUACAAGUAUUUAUUCAUAUCAUAUAAAGAAGUGGCUGAAAAUAUUUGACAUAAACAAAAUAUGCUUUGUUGAUGGUGAUGCUCUUGUCAAGGAGCCUUACUCUGUUGUGAAGAAGUUGGAGAAAUGUUUAGAACUUCGCGACUUUAUCACAUCUAAACACUUUUACUACAACAAGAUGAAGGGAUAUUAUUGUCCUGUGAAUGAGCAAAGAAUUGCAAAUUGUCUUGCUUCCAGCAAGGGAAGAACUCAUCCAAAUAUUGACAAAGACGUUGAGAUGAAACUAAGAAAGUUUUAUGAACUCUACAACAAAGAACUGUAUAAUAUAACUGGGAUAAAUUUUGGAUGGUAAUGCCCAACUACUGUAAAGGCCAUGCUACACUAGCCUGCACGAGGUUUGCUGCAACUAAUUGCGAUGCAAUUUUACAGAGCCAAUGAGUGAGCCAUGUUAUGUAACAAGAAGUUACGGAGAAAUUUGAGCAUGGCCCGCAUUCUACUCUACCGAAACUUUCUUUACAUAAUAUACUCUUACGGGACAAGGAAUGAAAUGAGAAAUGGAACCGGACGAAACAUGUCGGCAGAAUAAACUGUGAGCCAUGAAUCCCAUGAUCACAAUUAUCAGGAUUUUGGGCAUCUCCAUUUCCACUCAAGAAAAUUUUCCACGGACAGAAAUUUUUCCGAAAACAUCAUUGUUAAAAGUUAACUUCAAAAAUUUUUCCGACGGAAAAUUUGUGUCGACCAAUCACAUUUUACAAAUUUUUCUUUCCGUGGAAAAUUUUCCUGCGUGGCCUUGAAGGCCCAUUUCCACUCAGGAAAAUUUUCCUGCGUGGCCUUGAAGGCCCAUUUCCACUCAGGAAAUUUUCCGCGGAAAGAAAAUUUUGUGAAAUGUGAUUGGCCGACACAAAUUUUCCGUGGGAAAAAAUUUUGAAGUUGAAAAUUUUCAACUUUUAAGAAUGAUAUUUUCGGGAAAAUUUUCUGUCCGUGGAAGUUUUUUUUGAGUGGAAAUGGGCCGUUAGGGUUAGGAUUAGGGUUAUUAUAAUUGCAUGUAAACCCAAUACAAGUUAUACAACACAAUACUUUAUUGCAUACAAUCGCUUUACAAUUACAAUAAAUUAUUGGUUUAUUGCGACCACGCUGUUUGAGGCGGAGCAAGCAGUCUAGGGGCC